Molecule: messenger RNA, 5526 nt
Organism: Psammomys obesus (fat sand rat)
Lineage: Eukaryota; Metazoa; Chordata; Mammalia; Rodentia; Muridae
Gene: Gatad2b
Product: GATA zinc finger domain containing 2B
Exons: 11
Coding region: 137-1918 (593 amino acids)
Biological process (GO): negative regulation of transcription by RNA polymerase II
Cellular component (GO): NuRD complex
Molecular function (GO): zinc ion binding; sequence-specific DNA binding
Source: RefSeq, a predicted model, not a curated record
GCCCCCUCCCCCCCCUCCGCUCCCGGACCCGCCGGUGGGGUCUGGAUCCCACUGUGCCGUCGCCGCCUCCUUUUUCGACGCCUUCGCCGCCGCCUGAGGAGGCGACCCAGUCGGGAGUUCCGCCGCCGCUGCCAGGAUGGAUAGAAUGACAGAAGAUGCUCUUCGCCUGAAUCUUUUGAAGAGAAGUUUGGACCCAGCAGAUGAGCGAGAUGAUGUCCUGGCAAAACGACUCAAAAUGGAGGGUCAUGAGGCCAUGGAACGUCUGAAAAUGUUGGCACUUCUCAAAAGGAAAGAUUUGGCAAAUCUUGAGGUGCCCCAUGAGUUACCUAGUAAACAAGAUGGGAGUGGUGUCAAGGGUUAUGAAGAGAAACUCAAUGGAAAUCUCAGGCCUCAUGGAGACAAUAGGACUGCUGGAAGGCCAGGCAAAGAAAACAUCAAUGACGAGCCUGUGGAUAUGAGUGCAAGACGGAGUGAACCAGACCGAGGAAGGCUAACUCCUUCCCCAGACAUAAUUGUUUUGUCUGAUAAUGAGGCUUCCAGUCCCCGGUCCAGCUCCCGGAUGGAAGAGAGACUCAAAGCAGCCAACCUAGAGAUGUUUAAGGGGAAAGGCAUUGAGGAACGGCAGCAGCUUAUCAAGCAACUGAGAGAUGAGCUACGACUGGAGGAAGCUCGUCUGGUGCUGUUAAAGAAACUGAGACAGAGUCAGCUGCAGAAAGAGAAUGUGGUCCAAAAGACUCCAGUUGUACAGAAUGCAGCAUCUAUUGUUCAGCCAUCUUCUGCACAUGUGGGACAGCAAGGCUUAUCUAAGCUUCCCUCCCGGCCUGGGGCUCAAGGGAUUGAACCUCAGAAUUUGAGAACAUUACAGGGUCACAGUGUCAUCCGUUCAGCAACCAACACAACCCUUCCACACAUGUUGAUGUCUCAACGUGUUAUUGCACCAAAUCCAGCCCAACUUCAGGGCCAACGGGGGCCACCGAAGCCUGGCAUAGUACGCACCACAACACCUAACAUGAAUCCUGCAAUCAGUUACCAACCACAGUCAAGCUCUUCUGUUCCCUGUCAGCGCACAACGUCUUCUGCCAUCUAUAUGAACCUUGCCUCCCAUAUCCAGCCAGGGACUGUGAACAGAGUGUCCUCACCACUUCCUAGCCCCAGUGCCAUGAGCGAUGCUGCCAACUCACAGGCUGCAGCCAAAUUGGCUCUUCGAAAGCAGCUGGAAAAGACGCUCUUGGAGAUACCACCUCCAAAACCUCCUGCUCCCUUGCUUCACUUCCUGCCUAGUGCAGCCAAUAGCGAAUUUAUCUACAUGGUAGGCUUGGAAGAAGUCGUACAGAGUGUCAUUGACAGCCAAGGCAAAAACUGUGCCUCACUGUUGAGGGUCGAACCCUUUGUCUGUGCCCAGUGCCGCACAGAUUUCACCCCUCAUUGGAAGCAAGAAAAGAAUGGUAAGAUCCUCUGUGAGCAGUGUAUGACCUCCAACCAGAAAAAAGCUCUAAAAGCUGAGCACACCAACCGGCUGAAAAACGCUUUUGUUAAAGCCCUGCAGCAGGAACAGGAAAUUGAACAGCGAUUACAGCAGCAGGCAGCACUCUCCCCUACUACAGCUCCAGCUGUCUCCAGUGUCAGUAAACAGGAGACCAUCAUGAGACAUCAUACGCUUCGGCAGGCUCCACAGCCCCAGAGCAGCCUCCAGCGUGGUAUACCCACAUCUGCCCGCUCCAUGCUUUCAAACUUCGCACAGGCACCCCAGUUGUCUGUGCCAGGAGGCCUCCUUGGUAUGCCAGGUGUCAACAUUGCAUACUUGAACACUGGCAUUGGAGGACAUAAAGCUCCAAGUUUGGCAGACCGACAGCGCGAAUACCUUUUAGACAUGAUCCCUCCCAGGUCUAUAUCGCAGUCCAUCAGUGGGCAGAAAUAACGGCUGUUCCACUUGUGCUGCCCACCCUUGAAUCCUUUACCCACUUCUCCCAUUGCCCCCAACUUCCGUCGCAUGCAGUGCCUGUACUGGUGCCUACCAUACACGGAAAGCAAAACUGAAAAAAACAGAAGACGAAAUAGACAUCAACAAGAAAACACAUGCCCCCACCCCGCCAACUCCCCUUUAUUUCAUACUGCUGCGAUCUGUUUUCCUGCUGCUCUGUCUUCUCUCUUCAAUUUCCUUUAACAGUGAGGUGGAUCUUUGCCUCUGAUAGAGGUCAGAAUGAGGUCCUGGGGAGAAUUUAAGCCCUUUGAUGUGUGUUUCUAAAGUUUGUUUUAUGCUGUAAUUAUUAUCAUUUUUAAUUAUAUUGUAUGUCUUCCCUUUGUUCUGUGGACGGUUAACUCCCCCCCAUCUUCUGAUUUCUUUCCUACCUCCCUCUGCUAAUCCUCCCUCUUUUUUAAAUAUAUGUAUGUAUGUAUGUAUAUAUAUACAUAUAUAUAUAUAUAUAUGCAUAUAUAUACAUAUAUAUGAUAUACAGUUCAGUGAUCGCAUGCAGAUUGCAGUGGAUCCUCAGCUUCCAAGUAGGAAAUAACAGAAUGUUAGGGACAGAGAUUUUGAAUGCACUUAACCUUGAGUUGUGGAGUGGAUAUCAUCAAGUAAGUAGGAAUAGCAUCCCAGCUAUGGUUGGUCAGGGUCUGGACAGUUUGGGAGGCAAUGUUUUAGUAAUGAAGUUGAAUUCUUUAAGAAUGAGUAAAAGCCUGGAGGGAGAAACUUAGAAAAAACUACCUGUAGUUUAACCACAGGAGACAGGGGAAAAGGUGUGAUGUAAGUUUAAUAGUGUCCCAAAGAGGACUGUGACCAGGUCCUGGCCUUCUAGUUGCUGGGGAUGUAAAAUUGGUCUCCUGACUCCAGUGAGGACACAAAAGUCUGUUCCAGGCCAACCAUCUUGACAUUGUUUAUCUUACUUUCUUUGUAAAACUGUCUCCCAUUACAUAUCAUACCUUUACAAAUGUUAAUCUUCUUUCUCACCGUAAUCCCAGAGGAAUGGCUGCUUCCAGGCUGCAGGUGGCUGGGUAUCCUAGAAGUUGGAGUGGGUAUAGGUGAAUCACAUGAAAGGAGAAACUAGACAUAGAAGAAGAAGAGGUUUCUCAGGAGUUGAGAUCCCUGCAUUUUUCUCUCCCUGUACCCUCUGAGUGCUAAGAGAUAUGGGUGUAGGCCCCUGAUGAGGUUUGUCCCACUCUGACUCUGCCACACUGGCUGUAGAUCCAACUCCUCAGAGCCAAGCAGCUUGUCAAACCAGCUUUGGACCUCAGCUAUACAAGUAUUGUCUUCCCCCAAGCUCCUCUCCCCCAGAUUUUAUUCAUUUUGCCAUUUUGUUUUAUUCUUUUUCUUAGGAGCUACUAAUGUAGAAACUGAAUUGAAUUGUGCAAUGUUGCUGUUCUGGGGUUAGGGAGAUUAGCAUCCUGUUUGCCCAUAUUGUGGCAAGGAGGAGGGGACCAAGCUGUUUUUGAGGUAAGGGAAGCCUGAAAAGGAAGGGUUUCUGCAUUCCUCAGAGUGGACAUGCACCCGCCUCUACAGCUCUAGAAGCCGACAGAGUGUACUGGGGACACUUUGAGCAAAGACGUGUGAGGAGUUGUGUAUUGUUUUGCCCUUGAUAACCACCUGAGGAAAUUCCCUCAUUCUUAUUUUUAAAAACUAAGUAAUUUUUUUAAAGUAAGAAGGCACUUUUAAAAUUAUACAUACACACAAACCACACCUUUCCCAUAAAAUUUGGGGGUAGGGUGGGAAAAGAAGCUAAAUCAAGCUCAAUUCCCCACUCUGGUCUCUUUUCCCAAUACUCCAGUGCCACUGUGGGUGAUUAUACUGGCCCUACGGGCCUUCUUGGCUUUUUUCUUUUCUCCCUUUCCCUCAGAUUCAUUGAGCACUUAAUAAAGGAGCAGAGAUGCAGCUGUGUCUGGGCUCCCCAAGUGGUGAAGUGACCUGGAAGCUAGAUGCUAGUAACAAGUAGUUUGAGAGGGUCAUUUCAAGUAUUUUUCUGGGGAAUGUGGUGCCCCUGACUGUAAGUGGUGGGGGAGGGAGGGGGGCUAAUGGAGCUGGGUCUGGGAUUAUUUUAAAAUUAUAUAUAUAUAUAUAAAUAAAUAAAGAUAUAUUCUUACAUCUUUUCUUUGCCCUCUGUGCUUUGAAAGCACUGGAUAAAUUGAUUUUGUUUUUCUCUUCCACAAAAUUGGAAGAUGUUUUCCUCCAUUUUUAAAAUGUUUUUCUUACCAGUCAUCUUGCCUUGUGGCAUGUCUGUCUAACCUCUCCCUAUCCCGUGAUGAAGUGCCAUUUCUGUUAAGUCUCCCUGACCCCCAACUCAGAGGUGCUCAGAGGUACAAGGUGCCCAAGUUUGUCAGUUGAGAUUAAAAGGAACAGAGAAUGUGCAAUACCGUCCAACUGGGGCUUGUCCCUGCCCUGAGCUAGGUCCUCUCCCUGGGAGCCAGGCCACUUUAAAUAGGGUUUAGAAGGAAGAUGUAUAGAAAUGGGGAAUGGUGGGGAAGGAGAGCCCAUAGUCAGUGCCUGUUUAGGUGCUGAGGCCAUAGGGAAGAGGUAGAAUUUUCCCUGUCUUUAUCCCUUCAGGGUUAAUUACAUAGAAGCUGCUUAAAGUACUAGUAUAGCUCUGUGGCCCUUUGCUCAGUCGCUGAGGUUUGAUUUCUCAUCCUCUCUUUCCCCAUUAUCUUACUCUUCCCAGGAAUUAGUGAGGGGGUGAAAUCUUUCUUAAUCAUGGUAAAGUAUUAGCCUUCAUCUCCUCCCUUAGCUCCUGCCCCUGUUCCCCUUUCUUCAAGCCUCUAUAUUUUACAUGACUGAUUGCCUUGUUUCCUUCCAAACCUUCUUUUCAACUCUCCUCAGGCCAUGGGCCCCUUUAGACACUAACCCUCAUGCCCUAAGGACCACAGUUGAGUGGUCCUUUACCAUUGGACUUGGACUCUCAGGUGUCGGUAGAGUGGAGAUCUAACCAGGACAGUCUGGCUUCCUCUAGACCCUGGGGCACUAACAAGCAGUCACUCAUGGAUUGUGUCUUACUCCACAGAGACCUGAGAUGGGUAGAUUAGUGGCAAGGCUGGGGUAAAAUUAGGAGACAGCGGUCCUUAUUUGUCAGUUUUAUUUUGUCACUUCACCACAGCAUCUGAACUCCCUCCAUUGCUGAAUAAGUAUUUUUCCUGCAUUUUGGGAUAUAUGUAUGGUAGACAUUUCUUUUUAAAGACACCAAGAUAAAUGUUUUCCUGCCUUGGUUACCUUUCCUUGCCCCUUUAAAAGGAAUUAGCUAUAGAACUGCUUUGUAAAGAUGCUUCUUGAUAUUUUACUUUUGUUCCUUUUUCCCAAACCAUUCCUAUUUCUCCCUUUUUUCUAGAAGGCAUAACCCUUCUCUCCACAGCCCUACCCUACUUACCCUAGGCUCCCUUUUCAUCAAGGUCUUCAUUAGCUUAUGAUAUUUGCUGCCGAGAUGUUAUAACAAGGACUCAUUCAUGUAUAUAAGCUAUUUCUUGAUCCAUUUAAAAGGAAUUGUACAUUGUGUAGAAAAAAAAAAAAAACCUGAAAAAAGAGGGAAAAAAAAAAGCCCUAGCCAUGGA